Solea senegalensis (Senegalese sole) is the source of this 4147-nucleotide messenger RNA. Its product is annotated as rhodopsin kinase GRK1-like. Gene Ontology annotation, molecular function: rhodopsin kinase activity; ATP binding. Lineage: Eukaryota; Metazoa; Chordata; Actinopteri; Pleuronectiformes; Soleidae. The record is from RefSeq and is a predicted model, not a curated record. Gene Ontology annotation, biological process: signal transduction; protein phosphorylation; regulation of signal transduction. The transcript is spliced from 7 exons. The coding region runs from base 179 to 1864 and encodes 561 amino acids. Gene Ontology annotation, cellular component: cytoplasm.
UGGGAUCUAGUUUAGGCUCCAGCCCUCCAUCCCCUCUCCACCUCUCCAGCUCCUCUGAGAUCCGUGUCUUCGUAUUGUCCCACCUUUGCCUCCUCUUCUUCAUCAUCUUCUGCCCCCGUUUUCGCGCGCCAUGUCUCCUCUCUGCGUCGCCUAAGCAGUCACCGACCCCCCCACGACAAUGGACAUCGGCGGGCUGACCACGGUGGUGGCCAAUUCCGCCUACAUCAACGCCCGCGGAAGCAUCGACGGCUCCAACGCCGCAGCAGCCCGGGACAAGAAGUACCACUCUCGCCUCAAGCUGCCCCACAUCACCGUGUGCGAGGGCCUGAGGGACACGCUGGAUUUGGCCUUUGACAUCAUCUGCGUGGAGCAACCCAUUGGCAAGCGCCUCUUUCGGGAAUUCUUGGACGCCAAUCCAGAGUACCACGGGCCCUGCCGUCUGUGGAAAGACAUCGAGAGCUACGACCUGGCAGAGGACUCGGAGAGGAUGAACAAGGCCUCAAAGAUUGUCCAGCGUUACAUGGAGACCUCGGCCAAACACUACUGUCCCUUCCUGUCUGAGGACAUCAUAGCUAAGGUGAAGGAAGGCCAGGAGUCAGUACAGGACGACUUGUUCGCCGCGGCGUUGGCCACGACGUUGGACUACCUGCGGGAAGCGCCCUACAUCUUCUACCUGGAGAGCAUGUACCUGAAGAGGUUCCUGCAGUGGAAGUGGCUGGAGAUGCAGCAGAUGGACGCGGACUGGUUCCUGGACUUCCGCGUGCUGGGGAAAGGUGGGUUCGGGGAGGUGUCGGCGUGUCAGAUGAAAGCCACGGGGAAACUGUACGCCUGUAAGAAACUCAACAAGAAGAGGCUGAAGAAGAGGAAAGGCUAUGAGGGUGCGAUGGUGGAGAAGAGGAUUCUGGAGAAGGUUCACAGUCGCUUCAUUGUGUCUUUGGCCUACGCCUUCCAGACAAAGGAAGAACUUUGUCUGGUCAUGACCAUCAUGAAUGGAGGAGACCUCAAGUACCACAUCUACCUGGUGGAUGAGACCAAGCCGGGCUUUGAAGAACCCAGAGCCUGUUUCUACACGGCUCAGAUCAUUCAGGGCCUGGAGCACCUGCACCAGAAAAGAAUCAUCUACAGGGACCUCAAACCAGAAAAUGUGCUGCUAGAUAAUGACGGGAACGUACGUAUAUCUGACCUGGGUCUUGCUGUGGAGCUGAAAGAAGGCAAAACGAUGACCAAAGGCUACGCUGGGACACCAGGCUACAUGUCCCCGGAGAUGUUGAAAGGAGAGAAAUAUGACACCUCGGUGGACUAUUUCACUCUGGGAGUGACUCUGUAUGAGUUCAUAGCUGCUAAGAACCCGUACAGGAACAGAGGAGAGAAGGUCGACCGUGAGGAGAUGAAAGAGCGCGUGCUGACGCGGGUGGCGGAUUAUACGGACAAUUUCACUGAGAAUGCAAAGUCGCUCUGUGAAGGGCUGCUGGCCAAACAGGUCGAUGUGAGGAUGGGUUUUAAGAAUGGAUCCUGUGACGAGAUCAGAGCUCACCCAUUCUUCAAAGACAUCAACUGGAGGAAACUCAACGCAGGUAUUCUACCGCCUCCCUUUGUCCCUGACCCUAAAGUGGUGUACGCCAAAAGUCUGGAUGACGUUGGGGCGUUCUCUUCGGUGAAGGGCGUGGCCUUGGAGGACCCCGACAAAACCUUCUUUGACGAGUUCUCCACUGGCAACAUCGCCAUCCCCUGGCAGGAGGAGAUGAUUGACAUGGGUAUUUAUAGAGAACUCAACAUUUGGGGUCCUGACGGCAGCCUCCCAAAUGACCUCCGCAGGGAGUCCAUACUAGAGCAGCCAAAGUCAUCGACCUGCUGCACGUCGUAGAGUGAAUGGCGUGUCUUGAAAGACUCAGAUAUUCAGAACAGACACUAAUCUCUUCUGAUUGUAGAAUCACAAUGGGCCCGAACAGAAAAAAGCAGAUUUUCUACCUGGAAUGGACUAAACCAUUGAUUUAGCGCCCGUACAAAUCACACCUAGCUAAGCAGAAUUUGCAAAGUUUUUGUAUUUUUUUAGCUUUCUAUCCACAUGGAACUGCGGUUUUGGGAUCCCUGAAGCACUAGUUUUGGAAAACGUGUCCCAGAGGGAAAAAUCUGAAAUUGUCACCCUUGCAUUUCAUGUGUACCAAUAGGCAAGUAAACCCUAACCCCACCAGGCGUAGACGCAAGCUUUAUGCACAUGCUCCAUGUCUUCUUCUGCGUUUUUUGUGUAUUUCUAAAGCAGCAUUACAGCGCCACAUACAGGCCUGGCAUAUAUACUACAGUCGUUUUGAAAGGUUUUUGUGUGUAUGAAGACAUUUCUUGAAACAAUGUUGUUUCCAGAAAUUCUAUUGGGAAAAUUUCCGUGUGGAUAAGGCCUUGAAAACUAAAGCCGUGUUUCCAUCGAGUGGACUGGCUGUUUUUGGUAUGGUGUAGUGUGUAUUUCUUUUGCGUCUGCAUUAGGAAAAGUACUAAAAUUACUGAAGAGUAAAAUGGUACGGUAAGGUCAGGGUGGAGCUUGACCUGCUCUAACCAGUAACAUGUCACUUCCUUGGGACCAGUGUUUCUUCAAGGCCUGAAGUCUAUUCUCAUAUAUAGCUUGACGUCUUGUUGAGACAAACGACCACACACUGAGCUGCUGGAUGUCCUCCUUUGUUGUCUGUUGUGCCGCAUUCAAAGUCAUUGUUCGUUGUAGUUGCACUGGUACGAUGUCACUCUUCAUGUAUCUUGCUGACCAUUGGGCACAGCCCACACCACGCCUACCAAGACGUUAAGAAGUUACUGUUCUCAGUUGAAACCCAAGCCCCGACCCAGGGCUUUACCAUUCCAAACCGUACCAUAAUGUACACUUGUACCAAAUAUCCCCUCCUCACACGUACACUUGACUUGCUUAACAGUGGACAUAGUUGAAGCUUGGUUCUGGAGGCAGAAGUAAGAAGACCAGUGUCUGCCUUUGUUGACUUUGCAGCAAGAGUCGCUAAUGUUGCUAAAUUGGUGGCGACAUGGUGUCUGCUGUGUUUGCACGAUGUUAGGCGCUCUCUAAAUCAGGGUUUCCUCAAUCCUGGCCCUGUGGACCUACUGCUUCAGCUAAAAACCUGUUCACGAUCCAUAUUUGAAUCAGGUGUGUUGGAGCAGGGAAACAAAUUAAAGCUCCUUGUCCAAAAGCUCUGACUGGACAGUGUAGUGUUGGAGCUUAAGUGCAUGAACACAUUUGAAUAUUUGAUUGGCUGGUGCUGUGUAAGAAGAUGGAAAUGUUAAACCUUUCUAGUGGCAGUGCUAGCAAAGCAAAGCAAUGCGCUCACAAUGCCCUUCAGCAAGAUUUGAUGCCAUUCAAAGUGAAUGAAAAGCUCCCUCCACCGUGAAUGUGUGAAUUGAAUUGGCCACUGUCUUUGUACAUAUGUUGUUAUUACCGUGCUUUUAGAUCGGGCAAUUUUCCAGCCGGUGUAUAGCGAUGUGGUACCGUUGGUGCUAAGUGACGGUCACAUGUUGAACAUGUAAGAUCUUCAUUUCCCUCCAUUGUGUUUAUAUAGCAUGUAUGCUGUUUAUAGUGAGUGCUUUUACUUUCCUAGUUUUUAAAGCUAUAUUUUACAGUUUAUCAAAAGGUGAGGCGCCAUGAUAAAUGCAAAAUUUUAUGCUGUUUGUUAAAAUUUUCUCAGAGGUCCAGUGGGUGAAAUUUAGGAGGGUUUUUUUUUGGUAGCAAACUGAAUAUACUACCAAUACGUAUGUUUGUUUAAUCACAAACAAUAGUUUUGUUUUUGUAGCUUAAAAAUAAGCCAUGUAUUUACAUCCUUUCUGGUAUGCAACGGCCAUAGGAAUCAUCCGUUUGUUACAAUCUGCAAUCUUUUCUGCAACCAUUAGAUGUCACUAAUUCUUACACACUGGACCUUUUAAAUAUUUAAUUAUGGUUAAUAAAUACUUACUGCACUAAUAGCCAGAGCACUUUUGACAUUGAUAAGGUUUAUGUAGGUUUAUUACCACAAGACAAAUUUGAAUAGAAGAGAAAUGUUUACAAUAACAGUUUAUAUCAGUUUAUUUCUGAAAACAAAGUGUGGAACAAAAGUUGUGAAUGAAGUCAGAAUCAGAAACAAAUGUAUGGAAAAAGUACUGGUGAAUAAAAAAAGGCUUAUUAAAA